UUCUGUUUUCUGGGUUGUAGCUUUCAUGGCAUUUAAGAAUUAAAUGGUUGCUUCUUUGAAUCUGUUUUGAUUCUGUAAUGAGCUCUGAUUGUGUUCCUUAAACACCGUUAUUCAGCUUUUCACAUAUGACCUGCUCAUUUGGAUCACUUCAUAUUAAAAUCUGAAACUUUGCAUCCGUUUGAUUGAGAUAACAUGUUGGCGGUGAGGAACCUCGAGAAGGGCACUAACUGAACUGGGCAAAGAUAUAAACUUUCUCAUUCUAAUCACCAAUUGGACAAUUUGAAUAGCGUUUCUGCUUUGUUUGGAUUCUUUAGGGUGGCCAAAUAGAGCAAGAGAGAUAGAGGUGCUUCGCAAUGGGGAAACAAUCUGAAAAGUUUUCUGCGGAUUUUGUAAUGGGAGGAAUGGCUGCAUUGGUAGCGAAGACCGCAGCAGCACCUAUUGAAAGAGUAAAGCUUUUGUUGCAAAAUCAAGGGGAGAUGAUAAAGAGAGGACAACUCAAUAGACCUUAUAAGGGUGUUGGUGAUGGCUUUAGGAGGGUUUUUAAGGAAGAAGGCAUGUUGGCCUUUUGGAGAGGGAACCAGGCCAAUGUUAUUCGAUAUUUUCCUACUCAGGCUUUCAACUUUGCAUUUAAAGGUUACUUCAAAAGCAUUUUUGGCCGCUCAAAAGAGAAAGAUGGAUACAUAAAGUGGUUUGCUGGAAAUGUGGCUUCAGGAAGUGCUGCUGGAGCAACAACUUCAUUAUUUCUAUAUCAUCUGGAUUAUGCACGUACACGGCUAGGCACUGAUGCAAGGCAGGGCGGAGUUAAUGGUCGACAACAAUUCAGAGGGAUUGUAGAUGUUUACCGCAAAACUUUGUCAAGUGAUGGAUUGGUGGGUCUCUAUCGAGGGUUUGGGGUUUCCAUCAUUGGAAUUACUCUGUACCGAGGCAUGUACUUUGGGAUUUAUGACACCUUGAAGCCUAUUGUUUUGGUUGGACCUUUAGAGGGAAAUUUUUUUGCUAGUUUCUUUCUUGGUUGGAGUGUCACAACAGUCUCUGGGAUCUGUGCCUAUCCAUUUGAUACUCUUCGGAGGAGAAUGAUGCUAACCUCAGGACACAGCACAAAGUAUCGCAAUGGCUUACAUGCAUUUCGGGAGAUUGUAUACCUUGAGGGUUUCACAACACUAUUCCGAGGAGUUACUGCAAAUAUGCUUGUAGGGGUUGCUGGGGCUGGGGUACUAGCAGGAUAUGAUCAGCUGCAACGACUUGCAUACAAACACGGUUAUUCUGAUGAGCCAAAUCAAAGAGUUGUGAAGUGAUAAUACGGACCUGGCAUAUUUUAGGGCACGAUAAAGAAUAUUCAAGUGAAGCAAACGUCGGGGUACAGAGUACAGACACAAUUACUCUUGAGCCACAACAGAGUUUUGAAGUGGAUGCCUGAUCAUGAGAUGUGUAUACCAGGUUACCUCUUCUAUUGAGAACGAAAGAAAAGGAAAUACGAAAAUAAUUGAACCUGCAUGACUAAGAAAGGUUGUUCACCAAUUGGCACUGCUUCUUCCUGGAAUGUCUAAAGGCUUACUGAUAUAUUCUUUGUACAGUUGACCGAGUAUAUUCAAUUAUUCAAUGUUUUGUAUUUGAAUUAUAUCUUCAUAGCUGAUUUAUAGUCCUCACUGUACUCCUGAGUGAGGAUGGAAUAUGCAAGAUGUACUGAGAAUAUGAUUUUGCUUCAGAAAAUUCCCAACCCAGUGAGGGUUAGGUGAGUGACUUGCUACAAGUGAUGGUUAAUGCCAGCAUGCAAUACAA
Molecule: messenger RNA, 1779 nt
Organism: Fragaria vesca subsp. vesca
Lineage: Eukaryota; Viridiplantae; Streptophyta; Magnoliopsida; Rosales; Rosaceae
Product: ADP,ATP carrier protein ER-ANT1-like
Exons: 3
Coding region: 354-1295 (313 amino acids)
Biological process (GO): mitochondrial ATP transmembrane transport; mitochondrial ADP transmembrane transport
Cellular component (GO): mitochondrial inner membrane
Molecular function (GO): ATP:ADP antiporter activity
Source: RefSeq, a predicted model, not a curated record